AUUUAAUAAACAUGGCCGAUUAAAACGGAUCGCGCGAGUUUGGAAGAAACGUGAGAAUUCAAUUUGUUCGAUCUUUUAAUAAACUGAUUUUAUGAGGGUGAUAAACGAUUGAUUGAUUGAUAGACAGCUUUUGGACAAAAGAAAAUAUGCGUUCUCUGCAGACUGCUGAUUGGACGUCUUCCCUAGUUCCAUUCAAUCCGGCAUCGCUCCAGAGUCUGGAACGGCAGUUUGGGAAGGGAAGCCAAAUGGGAGCGACCAUCUAUGGAGGAACCUCUGACAGUGGGAAAUGGAACUGGCUUGUACACGGACAAGUGCUGGAGGUUGUUGAAACAAUGUCGGGCCAGCGCUUGGCCUCGUUUUGUUUUGACAGUGACAAGAAGUGUGUGAUCUCAUGUGUGAAGGAAUAUUGCAGACCGGGCACAUCACAGUUACUUGUUGGGCUUGAUAAGCAAAAUGGCGGAAUGCUGUGUCUCUUAGAUGUCACAACGUCACAAAUUUUGACAAGUGUCAUGUUCCCAUAUAGAGUGACAGCUGUUGAGCCAGUUACCCACACAGGUGGAGUCAAUGCACCAAACUUUGCCCUUAGCGAUCACCUCAGGUGUUUCUUCGGUAUCAUUGCUGUGGGCACAGAAGGAGGUCAUGUUUAUCUAGUUGAUCUUCGUCUUGAUGAUUGCGACGAAUAUACGCAUUCAACCGAGCCAAAAAAUAUCCUAGUUAUAACUCCAGCAAUGGCUAACACGCCUGAACUACGAAGAAAAUCAUCACGUACUGGGGAUCACCUAUGUUUGGAAGUGGGAGAUAAUUUUCAUCAAAAUCGUCAAUAUAAUUAUUCAAAACCCAGUGGUGAUGUGUUGAAAGCGUUCCAGAGUGGCAAUAUCUGCGUGUCGGCCUUGACCUACGUGCCUAAGCUCGGGUCGUUGCUUGUUGGCUUUGACUUUGGAUGCUUCCAGGUGUGGCGGCUGGCUGCACCCAUACUUGAGUUCAGUAGUCCUUUAACACAGGUCGUCUCACCUAUAACACACUUUGCUUACAUGGAACCAGAUGAUGAUCCAGAGAACUUCUCCUACCUGAUGGUUGCCAGGGGACCGAUGGUUACAGAUAUCAGCCCCGAAGUGGUAACAGACUUACAUUUAUUUCAAUUAGCUUACGAAAGGAAGGAAUUUUAUCCUGGACAUGGUUACAUGUAUCAUGAAUUUUACAAUUGUGAAGCAAGGUUUGAAUUUGCACUCACAGCAGAUAAUUUGAACGCUGAAGACACAACGUCAAUAGGAAGUCGAUUGAUCUCUUGCUACACAGCCCAGAAAAAGAAAACGAGGGGAGACGAUACAUUUCACGAAGAUGAAGAGGACCAAAUUGAUCUAGGCCUGGCAGUGUUUUGCUGGGAAGCGUCAUUGACAGCCGUCGAAGGCUCCUCCACCCCACUGUGUUUCCUGGCUCUGUUUGAUCUAAACCGUUGGUACCAUGCGCAAAUGCCAGCUACUGUUAAGUUUAUACAAAGGACUGAUGUCUGUCCAUAUUUAGCUUUCUGUUCAAUGGAAUCAAUAAUGGAAACUUCAAGUCCAGAUGUUCUCCUAGAUGCAUAUGUAGAUACAUCGUUUUUGUCGCGGUUUGUUUCGUCCCAAAUUCCUGCUCCAGAGCAUCACUUCUAUCCCUCUUCACUCAGCUUCAGUGUAUCCUGCCUUAUGGAGACUGGACUUGUUGAGGCUAGCUUUAAAGGUCACCAGAGACAGGUAUUACAUGAUAUAAUGAAGCAAGGGCCAGGCUGUCUAAGGUCACCACUGGCACUGUAUAACCACAGCCUUGCAGCAGGCCUGAUCAUUCCACGAAAUGACUACCAAGUAGGCGCUGUUCCAGUGGCGGCUCAACGAGAAGCGCUCCUGUCUAUGUGCUUAGAAUACAACCUCAUUAGCUUCUUGGUCACUUGUAUAUCAAGUUGGUCAACUGGGGACUAUGUCACAGGGUUAACUUUGAGGACAGUACUCGACUGGGCCUGGCAAACUGUUGCCAGAAUCAAGGAGGUCAUUGAUGAAAAAUGUAUAUUCUUGUAUAAUGGUUAUGGUAAUUACGUUGAGGGCCUGGUAAUGCGGAUGUUGGAUAAGUACUCAAUCCAGUUGAACCAUAUCAUCACCAUCUUCCAGGCGUUGAUUGAACAGUCUGUACAAAUUACUCAGCAGGGUCAGGCUGAUCUAGAGACCAAGCUAAAUGUUAUAAUGCUGAUAUCCAAUCACCUUCAGGCUGUCAUUUGGUUCAUCAGAGUCGGGUUACUACCAGAGUGUCCAGAUGAUGGACAGCCCAACCUUGAUGGCCAGUUCCUGUACCCGGCCAACAGGCUUAGGGAAGCAUUCAACCAACGGAGGCAGGAAUUGCAAUCUUUUACACGUUCGGGUGGUGAUAGUGAUAUAUUAAUGAUUGAUGGUAUCAUUGAUGAACUCGGCGACCCCAUCUCGCAUCUGUGGGACCGAAAGGAGGAAAGCGGUGGUAACGGAAAAUAUCCCCCUCCCAGUUUACAUGCACUCUUAGACAUUUAUUUACUGGAGAAUGUGCCUCUUAUGACGAAGCAUUGCAUUGUGGGGUAUCUACUCCAGGAUCUGCAAAUGUGUCUUGAUCAUGAAAAACAUGCUGAGCUUCUUAAGCGGAUAGGGCAGUUUGAACACACUUUCUGCAUACCCCCUGGCGUUGCCAGGUUACUUCAUGGAUUCUUUCUCCUGGAUCAUAAAAUCUUUGAGGAUGCUAUAAUGACUUUCCUCGACCCUCUAAUCAACGUGGAUCUACCAUCGUGGCAACACCAGCGAAUAAUGAAAGCGUUCCUUUACCACAAUAACAGCAAAAAAGCACUGCAUUACCAGCGUAUGCGCAGCCCGCCACUCAACACGCUGGAGGAUGUUCAGAUGCAUCUAACUGUUCUUCUUGCCAAUGGAUUAACAGCUGAAGCAUUUCAAUUUCAGAGGAAGUACAAUGACCCAGCCUCUGCACAGGACCUCCUUCUCCAUCUUUUCCUUGGCUGUCAACAGACCCACACAAUGGACAACCUUUUGCAGCUGCAUUUUAAUGAUGAGGAGGAAGCCAUGCUUGUUCGCUACCUUGAAACUAGUACAGAGCCCAACUCUCAGGAGUUGCUUGUGAUGCACUUCCUCCAGCGAGGGCGCUAUGUCGAAGCUAUACAAUUAAAUGAGCGUCUCAAACAACGAAACUUCAUGACUGGAACUGACUUAAAAUCCAAGGAGCAUCAUGCCACAAGAAAUGUUAUUGUCGAAAGCUAUUCUAAACUCUUGCCGUCUGUUCAACGUAAGCUGGCUUUUGGAAGUGAACCAAGUCACAAGAGGGCACCGUUCAUCAGAAGAGAAGUGCAAAAACCAAAGCCAUUGUCAACUGUGAUUAACCCUGCAAAGGCCAGCCAAGUCAUAUCACACGCAAGUCUCAUCAGCUCUGUAUUAGACAAGAUAGCUGAGGCUAGGGAACAGAUCAGAGAGCAGGAGACACCGCUUACAAACAGGACUGAGGACGUUUUUAGCACCAAAAGUCACCAACCUUUUGUAACCACACCUAUUACCCCUCAUCACAAAUCACGUCUCAGCUCUGGUACUGCAGCAACCAUUUAUCCAAGCAAUAUAGAAGACCUUAUGGAUGAAACAUUACCUGGGGCAGCCACAUUUUCACCCCAAAAGUCAUUUGGGUCUUCAAGGCUGAGUAUGCUUUCCUUCGCCGUACAUGACAAUAUUAAAAGAAUGGAUUACACAGGUGCAGACAUGCUGUCUCUUCUACAGACUCCACCAAUCAAAAAGAGGUCACCAGGUCAUUUGAACAGGCAACAACCACCUCAGCAGCAGACACCUCAGUCCAUUCUAAAAGGGCAGAAAAAGUCCAAACAUCUGACAACACAAGUCCAAGAUACAGGAGGAACUCAAGCAGAUAUAACAGAUUCUGUCAGAGCAACUGCCAUCAAAAUGAUGCCACCACCAGUCUUUUCUUUGCACGAUCAGCAAAAGGCAGAAUCUGCGCCUACAUCCCAGACAACGUUGCUGAAGCACAUCCGCUUCUCCGAGGACACCAAGGGAAGGUCACCGUCACCAGAGGACAUGGAUCAAUCAAUUCCAACAGAUGGUGUUGAAGAUGAUCCAGAGCGUUGUGUGACUCCUGAAUUCCUCACUCCAGAAAAAGACAACCUUGGAGAAGUUGUAGAGUUUAGCACACCUGAAGGUCUUCCACAGAAUGUUGUAAGAAUCCAGAAUCCAGAACAAGUCAAGGAAGAAGUAGAAAUGUUGGAAGUCAAGGAGGAAUUAGGAGUGGUAGAAGUCAAGGAAGAAAUAAUAGAUUCAGAAGUCAAGGAAAAAAUUGAAGAAAUAGAGAUAGAUAAUGAAAUCACAUUCAAUCUUGAUUCUCAUCAAACGAAGAAGGUUGAAGAUGCCCCUGCAGAGGAUAUGGAACAAGAAGCACCAGAUGGCUUCCAAGAAACAGCUACCGCUUCUCAGGAAGCUCUUCCAGCUGUCCCUGCUCUUUGUCAUCCAGUCAAAACACUGGCAGAAUCUCCUACUGCAACAAUAGACCUUGCCUUCUCACCAAUACUUACCUCACCUUUACAAUUCGGUAAUAUCACUCCACCUUCAGCUCAGCGUUCUCCACUUAGUCAGAUCUUAGUAAGUAAACAAUUAGAACAGUUUGAUGAACAAAUCCAAGACUUACCGACAUCACCAAUUAGCUCAAGAAUUACACUAACUCCGCCUGCAUCUGCAGAAUCAUCUCCGAUGGGGGCAGCAUUGUCAAAAUCUGUUUCAUUUGCACUGCCAAGUAAACUUGAUCAGGAUGAGGAUAAGAGCAGUGCUCGUUCACAAACAUUUGCCGAGAUUUCAGUUCAAACCACACCAGGACUAACCUUAAGGCAGGAGAGCUCUGCACCCAAGAAGACAUCUUUCACAGCCUCUUUGAAGAUGUCACCACCGAAAGAGGAAGCCAUGGAGGGUGUGAUACCUAGUUCACCAGUAGUUACAGGUCCUUCAUCACCAGUGAAGCAGGAGCCUCUGCCAGAAUUGGACUCCCCAGGUACUAGUAGUCCAUCAAAACUGCCAACCAUCAAACAAGAACCUAUAGAAAAAUUAGAAAAUGAAGAUGAUUCUCCUAAACAUUGUGGAACGCCCUCUUUCAUUUUCUCACCACCACAAACUCGGUCUCGUGCCAAACGCUCCGCAAGGAAAACAAUAGCCAAAGUAGCCACACCUGUCCCAUCACCAGUUGUUGUCCUGACACCGGGCCUCUUGUCAAGUGUCGGAACACCUGUACCAACACCACAGAUGAGGAGUCUACGGAAAAGUACAGUUAAACAGCAUGUGGCUAAGAAAGAUGCAAAGACAGAUGAACCAGUAUCUAGGCGGACCACAAGGUUAAGGAAACAGACAGGUAAUCUUACCCAGGGGGCAGCGCAAGAUACUUUUAUUCUAGUAUCUCCAUUGAAAAAUGAAGUAGAUGUCUCAAACAAAAGUCAACCAAGGAAGGUGGUCCACCAUUCACACAAGAUGACAUUGAGAACACCAAAAGAGCGAAAAAAACAAGUGAAGCUCUGGUAACUGUUUGAUGAAUACUGAAGGUGCUAUAAAACAACAAUUUUGACAGUUUUGAAAAAGAAAUAAAUGUUUGCUGAAGAAUAUUCUUGGUGUGAAAACCAUGCUAAUGAUAGUGAACAAAUGUUUUUAAUAGAAACAACUGGGGGAUUAUUCAAGUUGAAUUAUUGAGUAGCAGUUUUUGUAGAUUUCAAAUCAGCAAUAUUAAAAUCAUGUGACUUAGUGGGAUUAUAGAAAACUGAUUACAUCUUUAACAAGACAUGAAUGAUUGUCCAAAAAUUAGAAAGGUACUUUCUAAACGUGACAUGUUCCCACAAAACCUGACCGAACACAUUUUUUUUUUUAUAAUUAUAUUCUAAAUUUGUUAGCUUUAAAAUAGUAUAUAUUUCUUGGGGGAGAGGGGGAUAAUUAUUUUCAUUUACUGAAUAAGGAGCAAUAGAAUUUAUGAGAUAUUGGGGUUACCAGAACUAAGAAAAACUACUUCUAACUUUAGUGAACAUGCAUGCACAAGUUAUGCAUGGCUGCACACACUGUGAACAUUAAAAAAUAUGCUUAGCAACUAGUCUAAAUAUAAUGCAUUCUCAUUUUUUUGUUUAUAUAUUGUAACAGACUUGUAACUUCUUUUUUUUAAGUGGUUAAAAUUUGGCAGUUGAUAGUAUAGUUAUUGAAAACAUUAUACAGUAAAACUAUAAAACAAUGAUUUCUGACCUGAUAGUUAAUUGAUGAUUUUCUCUUUUAAUAUUAACUUGUGAAUUUGCCCAGUUUUCGUAGGAGCAUGUCACAAAUGGUGGAACAUGCCUUCUGUGGGAUUGCAAUAUUAUUGGUCAGAAUUCGACUACAUGGUUAGUUAGUUUGUUGCCAUGUUCAAAUGCAUAUCGCCUUCAUUUUCCCCUGGACCAAAUCUAUAGGCCUACCUGGUAAAGGUUGAACAGGUUUGAUUGAAGCUAUUCUGAGGCUGACCAGGAAUACUCUUCAUGGUGUGGAGCAGUUUGGCCAUUGUAUAUGUUACUUCUGUAUCAAAACAAUGGGUUUUGUAAAUGUGCUGCAUAUUGAAAUUAAGAAUAAAACCAGAUUUUUAAAGGAAAGUGGUUUUUGAUAUUAAA
Anneissia japonica is the source of this 6655-nucleotide messenger RNA. RefSeq names its product protein ELYS-like. Bases 147 to 5558 code for a protein of 1803 amino acids. The transcript has 34 exons. The record is from RefSeq and is a predicted model, not a curated record. Gene Ontology annotation, molecular function: protein binding. NCBI's taxonomy places the organism in Eukaryota, Metazoa, Echinodermata, Crinoidea, Comatulida, Comatulidae.